Phyllotreta striolata is the source of this 1264-nucleotide messenger RNA. NCBI's taxonomy places the organism in Eukaryota, Metazoa, Arthropoda, Insecta, Coleoptera, Chrysomelidae. The record is from the annotation of a GenBank genome assembly.
AUACAACAGCUAAACAUUUGGCAUUACUUUCACUGCAGUUGGGUAUGGUUGGUUAGUUGGCGAACUCGACUGGGAGACGAGAAAAGAGCGGGGAACCACAGUCGUGAGUUACAAGGUAAUCUAGUCAAGGAACAAAUUUUAGUCGACACUAAGUGAACUAUAAUCAGUCGUAAAAUGUCUUAAAAGUGUGAUGAAAAUCAUGGUGUUAGGGAAAAUUAUAUUUAGGCUGGUGUUCGCUGUAUUCUUGUUGUUCUUUAUCGUUACUGAUUAUUCGGGGAUUUUGCACAAAUUGAUCGGUGGAAAUUCAUCGGAAGAUAGGACUGUUACGCCGCGACCUACUAAUCCAGGCUAUGGGGAUUCGAAGACUGACAUAGAUAUAGAUGCUGAUAUUGAAGAGGACUCCGUCAAACAUCUAGGUUCUCAAUCAUCAAAAUCGAAAUUGUUGAAGACCAUUAAGAAAGCAUGUUUGCCGAAGCUCAUUUGUGAAUUGACUUCUUCCGCUACUCCAGAAAAACUCACGGACUCCGAAAAGUCACUCCUCAGUUUACUAAGGGAUACGACGAUUAGCACGACUGCGGAAUUGACAUCAAAAUACCAUUUCGCCGCACACAUGGGUCAACUAAUAAACGGAGUCGACGGAAACGGUUGCCAUAAUUUUUUCCCGAAAUGUCCCUUUCCAGGAUUACAGGUCCUGCAGAUGAUGAAAAAAGUCAGAAUGCGCUAGCGCUCGGGAUCCCCUACUUGAUGAAAGAAGGAAAUCGUUUUUAUAAAACAUCUUCAAUUUCAGAAAAGCAUUUCCCUUUAAUGAUUCGAUUUUUUUCAGGGUGCGAUCGACCGAGAAAGUUUAUGACAAUGAUAAUAAAAUUUGUUUCGACACAUUAUACGAUUAUUGAAUUGACUUGAAAUCAAUGACUGACUUUUUAAUAACUAAUUAUAUCAAUGAGAAACUGCUCUGGGAGCGACUUAAGUUAUUGUGAUAAUUUAAUUUGUAAGAAUUGUACAUUUGUUAAUAGUGUAAUAAAAUCGAUGUUUUUAUUUAUAUUGUAAAUGAAAUUGGUGAAAAAUUAUGCAGGGAGGGAUCCAUUUCCUACUUACCACUUUAUUUAUUUUCAUUCUUCUUCCUCUAUUAUUCUUUUUUCACUUUAAUGUAGAACUAAUGUUGUCACAUUAUUUAGCGAGCAAAAUUUUAUGAAAAGUAUGAAAAAAAUAAAUUUAAAUAAUUAAGCUUGAUUCCAUAAGUUCUACAUCAGGAAAUGGUUUUUAA